Molecule: messenger RNA, 2566 nt
Organism: Cotesia glomerata
Lineage: Eukaryota; Metazoa; Arthropoda; Insecta; Hymenoptera; Braconidae
Gene: Cbp80
Product: nuclear cap-binding protein subunit 1
Exons: 1
Coding region: 128-2482 (784 amino acids)
Biological process (GO): mRNA export from nucleus; nuclear-transcribed mRNA catabolic process, nonsense-mediated decay
Cellular component (GO): nuclear cap binding complex; nucleus
Molecular function (GO): protein binding; RNA cap binding; mRNA binding
Source: RefSeq, a predicted model, not a curated record
UCCUCUACGCAUGCAUUGCUGUGUUGUGCAGUUCAGUGAAUAGUUAACAGUUUAUUUAGUUCCAGUGAACCUUAACCUCAAACCUUAAAAAUACCAAAAAACAUUUGAAGUUUUAAAAAAAAAAAAAAUGAGUCGCAGAAGAGCCCACGAAGAUGACGACGGGUACGACCGCGCGUACAAAAAGCGUCGUCGCGUGUCCGAAAACCAGGAAAUAGAGGAUCGCUUGGAGUCGCUGAUAAUCCGAGUGGGUGAAAAAUCAUCCUCAUCAUUGGAGAGCAAUUUAGAAGGACUGGCAUCUGUUCUAGAAGCGGACCUCGGAAUCUUCCGGAGCAAAAUCUUGCGAAUCUUGACAGACUGUGCCAUGAAGAUGCCGGAGAAGUGCACGGUGUACACAACCCUGGUGGGAUUACUCAACGCCAAGAACUUCAACUUCGGGGGCGAGUUCGUCGAUCACAUGGUAAAGAACUUGAAAGAAUCCUUGAAGAACUGCCAAUGGGACGCAGCCAGAUAUUCUCUGCGAUUUUUAGCAGACUUGAUAAACUGCCACGUUUUGUCUUGCGGAUCUUUAAUGCAACUAUUUGACAACAUGCUGGAGACAGCCAAUGAAGACGGAGUUCCCCAGGUUCGCCGUGACUGGUAUGUAUUUUGUGUGUUAUCAACCUUGCCGUGGGUCGGGAGGGAGUUGUACGAAAAAAAAGAGCAAGAGUUGGAUCACUUGAUGGUCACUAUUGAGAUAUUUAUCAACAAAAGAAGCAAAAAACACCAGCCAGCACUAAGAGUCUGGUCCAGUGACACUCCUCAUCCCCAAGAGGAUUAUUUAGACUGUCUCUGGGCUCAAAUUAGGGAACUAAGACAAGGGAACUGGGCAGAGAAGCAUAUUCUAAGACCUUACCUAGCAUUCGACUCUAUUUUAUGCGAAGCGCUGCACCACAACUUGCCAACUCUGCUUCCACCGCCGCACCACGAGUCCUACUUGUAUCCUCUGCCCACAGUAGUCUUCAGAAUGUUUGAUUACACUGAUUGUCCAGCAGAAGGUCCAGUUCUCCCCGGGAGCCACGCAAUCGAGAGAUUUUUAAUCGAGGAACACCUCCGGCAAAUAAUCGACAAUUUUUACUUCGAGCGCAAGCACUGCGCUGCUAAUUUGCUGAGUUUUCCCUACAAAACAAAAAUCCCCCUGGAAUAUUGUAUUGUUGAAGUGAUUUUUGGGGAAUUAUUCAAGCUGCCGACUCCUAAAUACUUGGAGAUCGCUUACGGCUCUAUUUUAAUUGAGCUGUGUAAAUUGCAACCAUCUACAAUGCCCCAAGUACUGGCUCAGGCGACUGAGAUACUCUUCCGGCGCAUCGACAGCAUGGCUGCUGCAUCCUUCGACAGAUUUGUCUGGUGGUUCUCCUACCACUUGAGCAACUUCCAGUUCCGGUGGUCCUGGGAGGACUGGGACUCCUGCUUGCAGCGAGAACCAGAGCACCCGAGGCCUAAAUUCGUCCGGGAAGUUCUGUUAAAAGUACUCAGAUUGUCCUACCACCAGAAAAUCAGAGAGAUGAUGCCGGAGAAUUACGCGGAAUUGAUCCCCGCUAUGCCCGAGCCGAUUUUUAAGUUCGCUGCCAAAGGAGCUAGCUCUCUUCCUGGGACAGUCGCUGCUAGUGAACUGGUAGCUUCAAUUAGACGCAAGUGCACGCCUGAGGAAGCUCUUAAUAUUCUUAAUUCACUGCCGGGGCAAAAUGAAAAUGAAGAAGCCAACAGCUUUAAUCCGUUGAAGAUUGAAGUCUUUGUUCAGACUUUGCUACAUCUUGGCUGCAAAAGUUUCAGCCACAGUUUUGCUGCCAUCAGCAAGUACCACUACGUUUUUAAAGUACUUGCCGAGACGGAGGAAUCUCAGAUUUGUAUUCUUCAGAAUAUGUUCGCUCUGUGGAAGAAUCAUCACCAGAUGUUGGUUGUUUUGACGGAUAAAUUUUUAAAGACUGGGAUUAUUGAAUGCAGCACUGUUGCCAAGUGGAUUUUUUCCAAAGAAAUGGAGUCCGAGUUUACGAAAAUUUACGUCUGGGAAAUUCUUCAUCUUACUAUUCGUAAAAAAAAUCAGCAUGUUAUUAAACUCUCCAAAGAACUGGCGGAAGCUAAGGAAAAAUUACGACGAACUGAACGAGGAUCGGGAUCUUCUUCUGAAGAAGACGAGGCUAAUAAAGACACUGAAAGACCCACGGAAGAUGCUGUGGAAGGUAUGGAGGAAAAAUUAGAAGCUGCUGAGUCUGACCAGAAGAAUUUAUUCCUGAUUAUUUUUCACGGAUUCACCAUGUGCUUGACUGAUAGGGUUGACUACAACACCCACUGGUACAAAUGGACCAUUGGACGGCUUCAGCAAGUCUUCUUGGCGCACCAUGAACAAGUUAUGAAGUAUUCAUCUACCCUCAAGAGUCUUGUAUUUGCGGAGGACACUGAUCGCCACAUUACCGAUGUUUUUCAUCAGUUUAUUUCUCUACGAGCUUAAUUAUUUUUUUUUUGAGUAUUCAUAUUAUCGAGUAAUUAAAUAUAUUGUAUUUAAUAAUUAUUAUUCUGCUAUUUUAAAGUUAAU